This is a messenger RNA of Cucurbita maxima (winter squash), 2265 nucleotides long. RefSeq lists its product as uncharacterized. NCBI's taxonomy places the organism in Eukaryota, Viridiplantae, Streptophyta, Magnoliopsida, Cucurbitales, Cucurbitaceae. The record is from RefSeq and is a predicted model, not a curated record. The coding region runs from base 154 to 1389 and encodes 411 amino acids. Gene Ontology annotation, molecular function: zinc ion binding. The transcript has 3 exons.
CGCUACGUUCUCUUGACCCAAUCUAACCCGCCAUUGAAAUCUGAAAUUCAAGAAUUUUUUCCCUCUCUCUCUCCUCCAAACGGAUUCACAAUCCAAAUCAAGAAGUAGUAGAAGAAGAAGAAGGGUUUUUGUUGUUUCCUUUGCCUCGAGGAAAUGAAUUUGGAAACUCCGAAUGUGGAUCUUCCGUCGACGGACAAAGAAGUCGUACCGGAGAAGAUUGAAGAUGAAGAGAUCAACGAGCCUUUGAUUCACUGCGAGCUUUGCGAUGCGGAACUUGUUCAUAAACUCGCUCAGGUUCUCCUUCCUGGAUUGUCAACCGCAUGCGUCGAUAACACUAGUGGCGAUAUCUUUCGAACCCCUGGUUCCGUGGCUGCCGAAAUGAGGAAAGAAAUGGUGGAUUAUAUUACUAUGAGGAGCGAAAUUUGUGUUGCGGAAUCCAUAAUUUUGGAUAAUGCUCCGGAUGCUGAGGUAUCUGAUCAUCCCUACGAUAUUAUCUCUGAUUUUGUUGAGGAUUUUGCUGCUACGAAGAGAAAUUUGUUUAGUAGAGUUUCAGGAUGGGUUCUAAGUGAGAAAAGAGAGGAUAAGAUAGAUGAUUUUGUUCAAGAAAUGGAUAUUAAUGGUUUUUGGCCGCUUGAUAGGAGAGAAGCAAUUGCUCAAGUUCUGCUUAGGAAUGUAGAUUUUAAGAGCGAGUUUCAUUGUGACCAGAAAUUUCAUUCUGUAGAAGAGUUAGCUGAACAUGUUGUAAACUGUGGAUUUAGGUCUCUAAUCUGCACAAAUGAAGGCUGCACUGCUACAUUUUGUGCAAACCACGCAGAACAGCAUGAUUCAAUUUGCCCCUUCAAGAUAAUUCUAUGUGAACAGAAAUGUUCUGCCUUCAUUAUGAGACGCGAAAUGGACCGCCAUUGCAUAACUGAUUGUCCUAUGAAACUUGUGAACUGCCCCUUCCAUAAUUUGGGUUGUCAAUCCCCUGUUCCUUACAGUUUGAUAUCGCAGCAUUGUUCAGAGAGUUUUGAUUCUCAUUUGCUGCACAUUCUUCACUCUGUACAUAAGGAAGCAAAUGAAGAGACUCUUAAACAUAGACAGCAACAGCUUGAAGAGGCAUCAUCACUUGACUACCUUAGAGGGCUCCAAAAUCUGAGAUUAUUAACCUCGAAAAUCAAAGAAAUGGAUUCUAAGCUAGGACCAUUAGUAGUCAUCGGCACGAAGGAGGACACUGAAGAAGCGAAGGACGAUGCGUCUAGUGAAACGGAUGAAGAGAAGGACAAGUCUAAUGCAGCGGACGAAAAGAAGGGCGUGCCUAAUGCAGCUGAAGAAACAAAGGACGCCUCCAUUUCAACCGAAGAAAUGAAGGCCGAUGCAUCUAUUGUAAUUCAAGAAUGCAACAACUGAAGAACCGAACGAUGCUUCUAAGGCCUCGGAAGAAACGGAGGAUGCUUCUAAGGCAACAGAAGAAAGGAAGAGAGGUUCAAAUGUAGUAAGAAAUGAUUCAGAUGAAGCUGAAAGAUAAAACUUUGACACCAUUUGAAAAGUCUCUCACUUUCAGAAGCAAGCAAAGAAGAAGUCCAUAUUAACAUCCACUGUGUCAGUUUGUCUCUCCUAGCUCUUUCUUAUGCAGUUCUAUUCAUAUUUUCACCUUCAUAUUUAGUCUAUAAUGGGGCUCUGCACAAGGGGCAUGAACUGUUAUGGUGAAGCCAGUUGAAGAUGCAUGACUCAUGAUACACAUGCCCGCAUUGCAUCCUUAUCACCUCCUCCCUCUUCUUCCCUUCGCCAUUCCCAUUCAGUUCUUCCAAACAGAUACUGCAAUCCCCCAUCUCUUCCCCAUUCUCUUCCACUUUCUCCGUCACCGGCCGAGCUUCUUCCAGAAUCGCCGUCUCCUCCCCCAUUGCAUUGCCAUUGCUCCAUCCCUGGAGGAACACCGGAUCAUGGAGUUCCUGCAGACGGAGCGGGAACAGAAGAUUCCUCAGUAGAAUUGGUGCAGUUUCUUGAAGGUACGUAACUCCGGAGAGCGGAGAAACAGAGACAUCACGGCGGAAAUAGCGCAGUUGGAGUUGCAGAACUUGGUAGGUUGUUCGCCAUAGCCGUAAAUACGAUACUGGAUGGGUCUAGAGGUAACGAAAGACAUUCUGAGGAUCGAUUUUGGCACUGAUUGGUAAGUGAGUUUUUGAUUGUUGAUUUCGAUUUCGAUUUUGAUUUUGAUUUUGAUUUAUAAGCUGAGAGGAAGUGUGUUUGAUUAUGGAAAAUUUUAAGAAUCGGCCGUUAGAAUUA